AUGGAUAAGUCAUGGAUUACUAAGCCACAGUCAUCGAUUGCAUAUCAGCAAGGGAUAAAAGAAUUUAUUGAUUUUGCAUUUAAAGGUGCAAAAGAAAAUGACGUAGUAAUAUGCCCUUGCAAACACUGCGGUUUCAAAAAAUCAAAGAAUAGGAGUGACAUGUUCGACCACUUAAUGUGGUCACCAUUUCCGCAGGGAUACACCAUGUGGAUUCAUCAUGGAGAGUCCUUUGUUGUACCUAGUACUAUCUCCCCUAGUACUACUCAAAAUAUGGUUGAAGAUACUAUCAUUUUCGAAGAUCCUAUUCAUAACAUGAUCAAUGAUGCAUUUGGAGUUGAUAUGAAUCAUGCUAAUGAAAUACCAUCCGCGUCAAAUUUAGAGAUUGGCCAAGAAGAUUAUGUGAUGCUAAGUGCAACUCAGGAAAGAAACGAAGCCAAAGAGUACUAUGAAUUGACUAGAGAAGGAGAACAACCUUUGUAUGAAGGGUGUAGACAAUAUUCAAGACUAUCGUUUUUGGUUAAGUUGUACCAUAUAAAGUGUUUAUGUGGAUUGAGUGAGAAGGCAAUGACAAUGAUUUUAGAGUUAAUUAAAGAUGCAUUUGAAUAUGCAAACAUUCCAGGUUCGUUCCAUGAAGCCAAGAAAUCAAUCACAAAACUUGGUUUGAAUUAUGUAAAGAUACCUGCAUGUCCAAACGGUUGUAUGCUUUAUUGGGGAGAAGAUGAAGAAAGGGAGACUUGCAAAAAUUGCAACACGUCAAAAUGGAAAACAAAUGAAGCGGUCUUUGUUAACAAGAAAAAGAAAAAAAUUCCUGCCAAGGUUCUUCGUUAUUUUCCAUUAAAACCUCGAUUACAGAGAUUAUUUUUGUCAUCAAAGACGGCAGAGGAUAUGAGAUGGCACGCAACAGAUGCUAACAACGAUGGAAUGUUAAGGCAUCCUAGAGAUUCAGAAGCUUGGAAGAAAUUUGACUUGACACAUACUUGGUUUUCAUCAGAUCCGCGAAAUGUGCGUCUUGCAUUGGCUAGUGAUGGUUUUAAUCCUUUUGGUGUGAUGAGUACAAACAAUAGUAUUUGGCCAGUUGUUCUCAUUCCAUAUAACACUCCUCCAUGGGUUUGCAUGAAACAAACAUCAUUUAUAAUGUCGAUGAUAAUUCCUGGAAAAGAAGCACCAGGAAAUAAUAUUGAUGUCUACUUACAACCCUUAGUCAAAGAGCUGAAAGAGUUAUGGGAAAAUGGCGUGGAUACAUACGAUUCUUUCAAGAAAGAGAUGUUCAAGUUGCAUGCAAAUUUGAUGUGGACGAUUAGUGACUUUCCAGGUAUGGGCGCACUUUCUGGGUGGAACACAUACACAGGGCUUGCUUGCCCAUCGUGUAACUUUCAAACUACACCCCUUCGUCUUAAAGCUAGCCGUAAAUGGUGUUUUAUGGGUCAUCGUCGUUUCCUUGACCGGAGACACAGGUUUAGAUUGAACAAGAUCCGCUUUAAUGGUGAACAAGAAAUACGGAGUCCACCGAGAACAUUAUCUGGACAUGAAGUUUUUGAACAGGUUAAAGAUAUUGAAGUCAUCUUUGGUAAAAAGUCAGUGAAAGAAAAAUCACUAAAAAGAACAUUUGAGGGACAACCUAUAGAAGGUGAUAGUACACAGUGUGAUCCUACACUAGGUCAUCCUCAACAAUGGAGAAAAAAGAGCAUAUUUUUUGAACUUCCGUAUUGGAAGGAUAAUCUUCUGCGCCAUAACCUUGAUCCAAUGCAUAUUGAGAAAAAUGUGUGUGAUAAUGUCCUAUUUACUUUACUAAAUGAUAGGCAAAAAAGUAAAGACAAUUCUAAAGCUAGAGAUGACCUUCAAAACAUGGGUAUAAGACCUGAUCUUUGGCCUGAUGAAAAUGGUAGAAUUUCUCCGGCAGCCUUUACUUUAAUGGGUAAAGAUAAAAGGAAUUUUUUAACAACUUUAAGGAAUAUUAGGGUGCCUGAUGGUUAUUCGAGCAACAUUUCUAGAUGCAUUGAUUUAGUAAAUCUCAAGGUGAAUGGAAUGAUGAAGAGUCAUGAUUGUCAUAUAUUAAUGGAACAACUCCUACCAUUAGCCAUUCGCAACACAUUACCUCAUGAGAUUUCAGCAGUUUUGAUUGAGUUGUGCUCAUUCUUUAGACAAUUAUGUGCCAAGGUAUUGAAAAUUGAAGAAUUGGAAAAAUUGCAAAACCAAAUUGUCCUUACUUUAUGCCACAUGGAAAUGUUAUUUCCUCCCUCGUUCUUCACGGUUAUGGUUCACUUGGUUGUUCACCUUGUUGAAGAAGUUAAACUUGGAGGUCCUGUUCAUUAUCGAUGGAUGUAUCCUGUUGAAAGAUACUUGGGAAAACUUAAAUCGCAUGUACGUAAUAAGGCAAAUCCAGAAGGGUCUAUUGCAGAAGGAUACCGUUUUGAAGAGAUUCUUACAUUUUGUUCAAGAUAUCUAGAAAAUAUUGAAACUAGAUGGAAUCAACCUGGACGUGUAGAUGAUGACCCUAUUGGUGAUAUCCAAACAGGAUCACGUGUAGCCGAAUUAUUUCCUAUAUUUGGAAAACCCGUGGGUGGAUCUUCUUAUUACACCCUAACACCAAUUGAAAAGUUGCAGGCUCAUAGACACAUUUUAACGAAUUGUCCAAUAGUUGACGACUAUCUAAAGCAGUUCCGAAGUAUUACUCAGAAUCAACUGAAGCGCAGUCAAAGAAGUGUUGCUGAGAUAGAUAAGAAGGUUCAUAGAGAAUUUGCUCACUGGUUCCGCAAUCGAAUUUGCAACAAUCUUGACAACAUUCAUGGACCAGAUAAAGAUGUUCUCAUUAGCCUUGCUUAUGGCCCUUUUGAUAAAGUUAAAAGAUUUACUGCGUUCAAUGUCAAUGGAUUCAAAUUUCGAACAUUGGAACGAGAUAAUCUUUUAAAAACUCAAAAUAGUGGCGUUUUUGGCUUGUUUGGGACGCGAAGUUAUUCAAGCAAUAGUGAUACCCAAAUGAGAUUUGGAGGGGUCCCUUACUAUGGAAGAUUGGUAGACAUUAUUGUGCUUUCCUACGAUGGCUUCACAGUGCCCAUGUUUAAAUGUGAAUGGGCUAAUACCACAAAACCAAGAGGCAUUAAGAUAGAUAAGUUGGGUUUUACUUCUAUAAACUUUACAAAACUACUACAUUCUGGGGAACAUGAAGAUAAUGAGCCGUACAUUCAAGCGUCAGAAGCUCAGAUGGUUUUUUAUGUGGAUGAUGAGAAUGAACAAGGGUGGAGCAUACCUGUUCAUUUGAAGCCAAGAGACUUGUAUGACAUGGGUGGAAAUGAUGAAAUUAUGUCACCCAUUGAGCCAUAUCCAUCACAAAAUUUGGAACAAAUUUUUUCGAAUGAUGAUAUUGGAACUUCAUCAGCAAAUGAUAACAAUAAUUAA
This is a messenger RNA of Lathyrus sativus (Indian pea), 3396 nucleotides long. Lineage: Eukaryota; Viridiplantae; Streptophyta; Magnoliopsida; Fabales; Fabaceae. The record is from the annotation of a GenBank genome assembly.